UGGGAAAGGUAGAGAACAUGAAAAUUGCAAUGGCCGUUUAGAACACGUCGAGCUGACGCAAGCUGACGUGUCGCGGUGUCUUCUUGCAUUUGAAGAAUUUAUCUGAAGUGAAAGAUGAUUACGUUUAAGCGCGACAAGAAGGAAGAGGAAGACGGUGGCGGGAACCCGUUCCAAAACUUGGAAAAGACCACGGUUCUUCAAGAAGCGCGUACGUUCAACAACACACCGGUAAAUCCAAGAAAAUGCGCCCACAUUCUCACCAAGAUCCUGUACCUGCUCAAUCAGGGCGAGCAACUGGGCACGACGGAAGCUACGGAGGCUUUCUUCGCUAUGACCAAGUUGUUUCAGUCGCGCGACGUUAUCUUAAGGCGGUUGGUGUAUCUGGGCAUCAAGGAACUGAGUUCUUUAGCUGAGGAUGUAAUUAUUGUUACAUCCAGUCUUACAAAGGACAUGACAGGAAAGGAAGAUUUGUACAGGGCUGCUGCCAUCCGAGCACUCUGCACGAUCACCGAUGGCAGCAUGUUGGCGGCCAUCGAGCGUUACAUGAAGCAGGCCAUAGUCGAUCGCUCACCAGCCGUAUCUAGUGCUGCUCUCGUUUCCUCCUUGCAUUUGACAAGCGUGUCCAGCGAUGUCGCAAGAAGAUGGGCAAAUGAAGCACAGGAAGCAUUAAAUUCCAACAAUGUGAUGGUCCAAUAUCAUGCCCUAGGAGUUUUGUAUCAGGCGCGUAAGGCGGAUAAACACGCGGUAAUCAAGCUAGUUGCCAAACUCAUGAAGACAAGCCCGAAAAGCCCUUAUGCGGCAUGUAUGCUGAUCAGAAUGGCGUACAAAUUGUUGGACGAAGUAGAUGAAGGCGAGGAGUUGAUAGGAUUCAUCGAGUCUUGUCUACGUCACAAGUCCGAGAUGGUGGUAUAUGAAGCGGCACAUGCCUUGGUCAACCUCGGGCGAAGUGGGGCCAGGGAAAUCGGACCUGCGAUCAGUGUUUUACAACUGUUCUGUGGUUCGCCGAAACCAGCACUACGGUUUGCUGCAGUCAGGACCCUCAACAAGGUUGCGAUGUCUCAUCCAGCGGCGGUCACAGCUUGCAAUCUGGAUUUAGAGAAUUUGAUUACAGAUUCAAAUAGAUCAAUUGCCACUCUGGCAAUAACCACCCUUUUGAAAACUGGAGCAGAGAGUUCCGUUGAUCGUCUGAUGAAACAGAUCGCCACCUUUGUGUCAGAGAUUUCGGACGAAUUUAAGGUCGUGGUGGUCCAAGCCAUCAGAGCUCUGUGUCAAAAGUUUCCUCGCAAGCAUGCGGUUUUGAUGAAUUUCCUCUCUGCUAUGUUGAGAGACGAAGGCGGGCUUGAGUACAAAGCGGCGAUCGCCGACACUAUAAUAGCCGUGAUGGAAGGAAACGCGGAGGCCAAGGAAGCGGGACUUGCGCAUCUCUGCGAAUUUAUCGAGGAUUGCGAACAUAUCUCCCUUGCUGUUCGUAUUUUACAUUUACUUGGCCAGGAGGGACCCACAUCUAAACAACCGUCGAGAUACAUCCGCUUCAUCUACAAUCGCGUUAUCCUAGAGAGUGCUAGCGUGCGAGCAGCAGCCGUUACCGCAUUGGCACGUUUCGCUGCCGCCUGUCCACCCUUGCUUCCAAACGUGUUGGUGCUGCUGUCACGUUGUCAAUUGGAUUCAGACGAUGAGGUCCGCGACCGUGCAGCUUAUUAUUGCACUAUUUUGCAACAGCAAAACGAUCCGACUAUAUUGCCUUUGGUGCAGCCACCUUUGCUGUCGGUACCGACACUGGAAAGGGCCUUACGAAAUUACAUGCAGACACCCAUGGAAGAAUCGUUCGACAUUUCUCAGAUACCUCCAGCUCAAACGGUAGAGGAACCGGCUCAAGUGGAGGUGCACACCACUAUCAAGCAACCUCGUUUGACCAGAGAAGAAAGCUUUAUGGAGAAAUUAUCGCAGAUCCCACAUUUAGCCGUGAUCAUUCGAGACACGUCACUCCUCAAAUCUUCACCUGUGUUUGAAUUAACAGAAUCCGAAACAGAAUACAAUGUCAAGUGCAUCAAACACACAUUUCCUGAGUAUCUCAUUUUGCAGUUUGACUGUGUGAACACACUCUCUGAUCAGCUUCUCGAAGAUGUGGUAGUGGCCGUUGAGCCUUCCGAAGGUUACUCCAUUGUGUGUGUGGUACCAUGUCCGCGAUUACCUUACAAUGAGCCAGGAACCACCUACACAGUAUUAAAAUAUCCAGAAGAUGUACACGCAAGUGUCGCCACUAUUCCCACGACGCUCCGAUUUAUGGCAAGGGAUUGCGAUCCAACGACGGGAAUACCAGAUGCGGAACAAGGAUAUCAUGACGAAUAUAUGUUGGAAGAUUUGGAAGUAACUCUAGCCGAUCAAGUACGUGGCGUUGGUAAUAGAGGCAUGGACUUUAAUACCGCUUGGGAUACAUAUGCUGCGAAGGGAUUUAUCAAGUUGGAAGAGACAUUUGCCUUGGGAGCAUCAGUGACAUCUUUAGAAGGAGCGAUUCAAAGUCUUACAGGAUUUUUAGGCUUAGAAGCUAUGGAACGCAGUAAUAAAGUACAGAGUGGAGCGGCUGCUCACAAUCUACUCCUGAGUGGCGUUUUCCGAGGAGGAAAGGAAGUAUUAGCACGUGCUAGAUUAGCAUUGAGUGGAACACAAGUUACGAUGCAGCUGUCUGUUCUCUGUCAAGAUCCAGACGUCGCUGAUUUAAUAGUCUCGUCCGUAGGAUAAAUAUCAAAAUAACAAAGUAAGAAUUAUAAGUUAUGUCGCAAUAUCUCUUAAGAAGAAAUAUAUUCGUUGAUCACUGUAAAAUAAUUUUUAUAAUAUAGGAUUACUAUUAUAUAUAUAAAUAUUACAGAAAUUAUGAAAGAAUACUGCUUGUAUGUCUUUAAUACAUCAUGUGACUUUUCCUUAAUAUAUCAUGUUAAUAAAGCACAUGACUUCCUUAAA
This is a messenger RNA of Solenopsis invicta (red fire ant), 2958 nucleotides long. RefSeq names its product coatomer subunit gamma (gene gammaCOP). The transcript is spliced from 6 exons. Gene Ontology annotation, molecular function: structural molecule activity. Lineage: Eukaryota; Metazoa; Arthropoda; Insecta; Hymenoptera; Formicidae. The coding region runs from base 115 to 2739 and encodes 874 amino acids. Gene Ontology annotation, cellular component: endoplasmic reticulum-Golgi intermediate compartment; endoplasmic reticulum; Golgi membrane. The record is from RefSeq and is a predicted model, not a curated record. Gene Ontology annotation, biological process: organelle transport along microtubule; protein secretion; intracellular protein transport.